UCCCCCAGACAGCAUCGACAUUGAAGCUACCUUAGACUACCUUAGCAAAGUCGCAAACUAAUGGGUUCUGGCAUCGCCACUUCAGCUACGGAUACCGACGAAGCUUUUUCUCAUGGUAUUGAAGGGCCUCCGCUCUCUGCCACCCGUGUUCAUACUGUGGGUGUUCAUCACGGCGUAUCUCCAGCUGUUGGAGCGGUGAGGAUGAACCUCAGUCUAGACUCUGCGCAUCACGUCGAUAUUCUUCAGCAUUCACUCCUUUGGCCUGUCUCUCUACUCCGUACCCUCCCACCGGGGGACCGGUUCCGUCCACACCUCUCUCUUCUUGCAGGCUCCCCUUACACCUGCCCACCCGAUUCAUUUAGCCGGGAUUCUUUCGUCCACAUUUCUCUUGGGGGGCCGCGGCAUCAUCCAAUGGACGUCCCCUGGACGCAGCCCAUCACACCCCAGUUUCUCCUUAAUCAAUAUACCGAGUGGCCAACUGAAGGGACGUUGACCUACUUGGGAAUUGGCGUUAUCGCUCGUCCUAUUUUUUGCUCUUUUUUCUUCUUCCUCUGAGGACCCGUUGCCAAUCACUCGAGUCUCCCUGGCUCUGCCUAAAUAUCCGGCAUUCUCUCCAUGACGCCGUCUGCCUCUUGACUCUGCUUUCCCUUGCUUUAUCCGACCUUCCACGCGCCUCCCAGUCACACCCAGCAAGCCGUUCGUUCUUCGCAGUGCCUGACAAGCGUCUUAACA
Colletotrichum phormii is the source of this 732-nucleotide messenger RNA. RefSeq lists its product as uncharacterized. Lineage: Eukaryota; Fungi; Ascomycota; Sordariomycetes; Glomerellales; Glomerellaceae. Bases 61 to 555 code for a protein of 164 amino acids. The transcript has 2 exons. The record is from RefSeq and is a predicted model, not a curated record.